Molecule: messenger RNA, 1266 nt
Organism: Pterocles gutturalis (yellow-throated sandgrouse)
Lineage: Eukaryota; Metazoa; Chordata; Aves; Pterocliformes; Pteroclidae
Gene: ENTREP1
Product: family with sequence similarity 189, member A2
Exons: 9
Source: RefSeq, a predicted model, not a curated record
GGAUUUAUAUUGGGAUGUCAAGGUGUUCAGUUUGUGUCCAGUGUAUCCAGAUGCGACCUGGUGGAUGUAGGUGAAAACAAGAUUUGCUUUUGCUGUGAAGAAUUCCGUCUCAAUGAAUGCACAGAUGAAGAGACUGCGUUGAAGCUACACCACACGCAGUCAUGCAGUGCUGCUCACCUUCUUCUCAAGAAAGCUCUCUUUGCUCUCUGUGCUCUGGAUGCUCUCACCACCACAGUUUGCUUGGUAGCAGCUGCUGUGCAUUACCUACAGAUUUUUGCAACAAGAAGAUCUUGCAUAGUAAGUGAGUGCGAGAUUGAAGACGAAGAUCAAGGUUCAGAUCCUGAUGAUUUUGUCCCACCUGUACCUCCUCCCUCCUAUUUUGCAACUUUUUAUUCUUGUACUCCACGAACAAGUCGCAGGAUGCUUGCCUCUGAUGUGAUUCCAUUGCCCCAUAUUUACGGAGUGCGAAUCAAAGAUGUUGAAGUGUUUUGCCCUCUGGACCCACCUCCUCCUUACGAAGCUGUGUGGAACCAGAACAGCUCUGAGCAGGAAGGUGCACUACAAAUAAGUGUUGUGGACGUUGUUGAUUCAGGGAAUGUGAAUGACAGGCUGGCCUCUCAAGGUGAAGAAAUUCCUGAGUCUUCCAGCAGAGUGAGCCAUUCACCUUCAAACGCAAGCCUGGUGCCUGCAGAAGGAGCUUUCAGGACAGCCUUCAAUCCUUUGUUGAAGCAGUCUAAAAGUGACCCUGUGCUACACUGCCAGCUGCUUCAAGGGGCAGUGCUCAGCUGUGAAGCUGCAACACAAACUGAGGUGAAACCACAACUCUGCGCUGUCACCUUGCGGAAGAGUUUGAGAGUGAGAGCUUUGAGGGGAAGACCCCAAUCUUUGAUAGACUACAAGUCUUACUCAGACACUAAACGGCUUGUGACAUGGAUCCUAGAGCAAUCCUCCUGCAGCAUGAGCCCUGACAUACAUGAAUUGGUGGAAAAUAUCAAGUCUGUUUUAAAAUCAGAUGAGAAACUUAUGGUAGAAGCUAUCACCAGUGCCACCUUCCUUGAGCAGGUGAUGACACCUCCCCAGCAAGACAUGUCAUUCAAUGCCCAUGUGUUACCUUUCAGACAGCAUCCUGGAUUGCUGCACCUGGAGAGCUGUGGUGACCUGAGUACUUUCACCACAGAUGAUCAGCUAGCAGAGGGGAAGAUCCAGAGAGCAGAGCACGAACGGCCUCACAGUCUUAUUGGUGUUGUCAAGGAAACUGUACUUUGA